Messenger RNA from Lentinula edodes (shiitake mushroom), 434 nucleotides. RefSeq lists its product as uncharacterized. The coding region runs from base 95 to 349 and encodes 84 amino acids. NCBI's taxonomy places the organism in Eukaryota, Fungi, Basidiomycota, Agaricomycetes, Agaricales, Omphalotaceae. The record is from RefSeq and is a predicted model, not a curated record. The transcript is spliced from 2 exons.
GGGGAACCGCACACGUUGUUUGAAAGUUACAACUUCUCCUAAAAUAAAUUCAUAUCCUAUCCUAUUCUAUCCAUACCUUCUAAGGCUACCAUCCAUGAAUAUCCCUGACGAAGAGAUCUACAACCCGUGCCCGCGUCCGAAUCCCGCAAAAAGUCGGAUUGAACCUGAGGAAGACCUUCCGAAGUGUUCAAUGGAAAAAAUGCUUCCUGAAGAAUACCGCUUCAAUGUCCGACGUUGGAGGCUUGAGCCUGGAUACAUCAAACCCCGGGAAUUAUUCUACGGAUUUGGUGUUGAUAUACAGGAUUUUAUCGACUACCACCAGAGGCAUCAACUCCCUCGACCACCUUAGCGUCACAGAGUUGGAGGACGACGAAGAGGAAGAUGUUAUUCGGACUAUAAAGGAAAGAUUCGGAGGUCCCAUUGCCGCACAGAAG